This is a messenger RNA of Acipenser ruthenus (sterlet), 4775 nucleotides long. RefSeq names its product cytochrome P450 26B1. Lineage: Eukaryota; Metazoa; Chordata; Actinopteri; Acipenseriformes; Acipenseridae. The transcript is spliced from 7 exons. The record is from RefSeq and is a predicted model, not a curated record. Gene Ontology annotation, molecular function: monooxygenase activity; iron ion binding; oxidoreductase activity, acting on paired donors, with incorporation or reduction of molecular oxygen. The coding region runs from base 695 to 2278 and encodes 527 amino acids. Gene Ontology annotation, biological process: sterol metabolic process.
AGAGAGAGAGAGAGAGAGAGAGAGAGAGAGAGAGAGAGAGAGAGAGAGAGAGAGAGAGAGAGAGAAUGAAUCUUUAACUUUAUACCAUCAGAAAAAUUCAAACACAUCCACAAUACUUCAACUCAGGGGAAGCUGCAAGGGAGUUAUUAUAGCAGGGCGAUAUAAGUGCUACUGUAUUCUGCGAAUAUAUAAGAUUUAAAAAAUAAUAAUAAUUGUAUUUAAAAUACACAGUUUUUUUACUAUUAUUUUUAUUGGCAAAUUAUAUAUAUAUAUAUAUAACUUUUUUUGGAGUCAAAACUUUUUAUAUAUAAAUAAUUUAACUUACAACAAGUGCAUUCUUUUCAAAACGUUUCUUUUUUGUAUUUAACUUCAUAUGGAAAAUAAAUACUCAUAACAAACUAAUUUAAUAUAUACCUGUUGAUAGAUACAAUUAUAGAUACAGGUUAUGAAAUAUAUUGUGUUUAAAGAAGAGGCUUGCCUUAAUACAUGCCUCAAGCUAAGAUGAUGUUUCUAAUAAUCCACCUCGGAUGCGCAAGGAGUUAUAUUAAUCAUUUUAAACCCUAACUGCUGACUAAAUUUAAACACAAUAAUAUUAAUAAUACAAAAAUAAUAAUAACAGAAAGCAUCGAUUUUUUUUAUUUUGGCUAUUUUUGUUUUAUUUUUUAUUCUAAACAAUACAUUAUUUUCACGAAGGAUGCAAAAUACAAGAGAAGUGAUCCAGGACUCCUCAGCCAGCGUCACCAUGCUUUUUGAAAGUUUUGACCUGGUGUCUGUCCUGGCCACCGUCGCCGCUUGCCUGGUGUCAAUGGCUCUCCUGCUAGCUGUAUCCCAGCAACUGUGGCAGCUUCGAUGGACAUCCACUCGGGACAAGAGCUGCAAACUGCCCAUCCCUAAGGGCUCAAUGGGCUUCCCCGUCAUCGGAGAGACGUGUCACUGGUUCUUCCAGGGCUCUGGAUUCCACUCCUCGCGGAGGCGGAAGUAUGGCAACGUGUUCAAGACGCACCUGCUGGGCCGGCCGCUGAUCCGCGUCACAGGGGCUGAGAACAUCAGGAAGGUGCUGAUGGGAGAACACAGCUUGGUCAGCGCCGAGUGGCCCCAGAGCACCAGCACCCUGCUGGGGCCCUACAGCCUGGCCAACUCCAUCGGGGACAUCCAUCGCAACAAGAGGAAGGUGUUUGCAAAGAUGUUCAGCCACGAGGCUCUGGAGAGCUACUUGCCGAAGAUCCAGCAGGUGAUCCAGGACACUGUGAGGGUGUGGAGCAGCAAGCCGGAGCCCAUCAGCGUGUAUCGUGAGUCCCAGCGGCUCUCCUUCCACAUGGCCGUGCGCGUGCUCCUGGGCUUCCGCGUCUCAGACGAGGAGAUGAGGCACCUCUUCAACACCUUCCAGGACUUUGUCAACAACGUCUUCUCCCUGCCCCUCGACCUGCCCUUCAGCGGCUACCGCAAGGGUAUCCGAGCCAGGGACACCCUCCAGAAGGGCAUAGAGAAGGCAAUUAGGGAGAAGCUGCAGAGCACCCAAGGGAAGGACUAUGCAGACGCCCUGGACAUCCUCAUUGACAGCGGCAAGGAGCACGGCAAUGAGCUGAGCAUGCAGGAGCUCAAGGAGUCCACUAUCGAGCUGAUCUUCGCUGCCUUUGCUACCACGGCCAGUGCCAGCACGUCCCUCAUCAUGCAACUUCUAAAGCACCCGGCAGUGCUGGAGAAACUGCGUGAGGAGCUGCGGAGCAACGGCAUCCUGCACAAUGGCUGCCUGUGUGAGGGAGCACUGCGUCUCGACUCCCUCUUCAGCCUCAAGUACCUGGACUGCGUCAUCAAGGAGGUGCUGCGACUCUACACACCCGUCUCAGGAGGCUACCGGACUGCCCUCCAAACCUUCGAGCUUGACGGGUUCCAGAUUCCUAAAGGCUGGAGUGUGAUGUACAGUAUCAGGGACACCCACGACACAGCCUCGGUCUUCAAGGACGUGGACACCUUCGACCCGGACCGCUUCAGCCAGGAGCGCAGCGAGGACAAGGACGGACGCUUUCACUACCUGCCCUUCGGAGGGGGGGUGCGGACAUGCCUGGGUAAGCAGCUGGCCAAACUGUUCCUGCGGGUGCUGGCCGUGGAGCUGGCCAGCACCAGCCGUUUCGAGCUGGCAACUAGGACUUUCCCAGGCGUCAUUACCGUGCCUGUCGUGCACCCCGUGGACGGCUUGAAGGUCAAGUUCUUUGGACUCGACUCCAACCAGAACGAAAUCAUGGCCGAGACAGAUGAAAUGCUGGGGGCCACUGUCUGACCAGGAGGAAGGAGGGCACGGGCUUGCAGGGCCAAACUCGAAGACAAACAAACAAACAAACAAACAAACAAACAAGCAGUACACAAAAUGAGAACAAGACAAAAGAAAAGCGUCCUGGACUUGCUGAAUGCUAACUUCAUGUGAAAAGACAAAACAAGCAAACAAGCAAACAUCAUGAAGCUGCCAAAAAUGUAUAGAUUUCAUUUAUUUAUAUAUAUAUAUAUAUAUAUAUAUAUAUAUAUAUAUAUAUAUAUAUAUAUAUAUAUAUAAUAUGUGUGUGUGAGGAUCAGCUAUGUGGGGUGGGGGUAGGUGGGAACUAAUACUUUACAACCACAGGGAAUAAAACAAAAGUGAUGAAGGUGGGCGGAUUAUAUUUGUGUAUUAAAAACAGUGAUGAAAAGCUAAAACACACCUCUUUGUAAGAAGCGGUGCCAAUCUAUGAAAUAAAGGAAACAGGGUGUAGAAAUACUAAAGGACAGGGAAUGAGAGAAAAGAGAUUAACGAGAGGAGGAGACAAUAAGAAAGAAAGAAACAAAGAUAGGGUAAACACAGGGUCACGUAAUGGGCGAAAAGAUGUAAGGAUAAUAAAAAGUGGGAGAGUAUAGACUUGCAAGUAAAAGGCCUUACUUGACUUUAUAGACUGUGAUGGAUUGGUAUUACCUGACUGUACAGACUGUGAUGGAUUGGUAUUACCUGACUGUACAGACUGUGAUGGAUUGGUAUUACCUGACUGUACAGACUGUGAUGGAUUGGUAUUACCUGACUGUACAGAUUGGUAUUACCUGACUGUGCAGACUGUGAUGGAUUGGUAUUACCUGACUGUACAGAUUGGUAUUACCUGACUGUACAGACUGUGAUGGAUUGGUAUUACCUGACUGUACAGAUUGGUAUUACCUGACUGUACAGACUGUGAUGGAUUGGUAUUACCUGACUGUACAGAUUGAAAGAGCCCAGGGUAGAAACCCUUUUCUGCUUGUAUAGUCCCUCGGAGAGCUAUCGGUGUUAAAUACAGGAAUAUCCCUAAUAUAAAAGUAAUCAGAUAAUGUGCUGGGUAAGGUUACACUGCUUUCUCUAGCAGAAAAGUUUUUAACAUGAUCUGUUCAGCGAACCUGCUGAGUGGAAAAAAGGAAAAGAAAGAAAAGGUGAAGAAAAUCUCAAUUUUAUGUUUUUUUUUACAUGCUGCUAAGAAGCCAUUCAUGAAAGUCUCUGUGCAGAUUUACAUUGAUAUAAUAUUUUAACUGACAUUAUUUACACUGUAGUUAUUGCAUCAUAGUUGUUAUUUUCCAUACAUACUUAUUUAGCACGUGGGAUGUAUACUUUACAGUGCUGUUAUAUGUGUAAUUACAAUUUUUGCCUCAGAGUUAUUUUUCUUUAAAAAGGCAGAAUAAUUAAAAAAUUCAGUGUUACAAGAAAGUUGCAUCUGCUGCAGUGUUGGUGAGAAACAUCCUGCUGUUGUUAUGUAGGUCAUCGGAAGGCCACUGAAACAGCCAAUAGCAUUCCCUUGUCAGAAAGAGUGCGGAAAUGAGAACUCAAGAAGGAGCCCCAGCUUUGCAUACAACUCGCUAGCUGAUCAACUGAAGCCACCAAAGCAAGGAUAUGCUAUAAGAAGCUUCAAUGGCAGAAUAUAGAAUGCUUGGUCCCAAUUUUCCACCACUGUUUAGAUCAAUAGAAAAGAACUGAAUAACUCUUAUUAUUAACAUAGCCCAAAACAUCAGGUUUUAAAAAGGUGACUGCAGGUGGCACAGAUUGCUUCAGUUGUUAAAAUAAAUUAUCCAGUGGUGUGAAAUGUCUAAAGCUGAGAAAACACGACGCCACUUUGUGGCUUGGAACUUGGUUUCAGGAAACUAGGUUUCAGGCCACUGCAUGGCACACCAGAGGAGACUUGUUUGAUACAGCAAAGUUGCCUAAAACUAGGUCUCCUGGAACCAGGUUUCAAGCCACUGUUCCUGAAAAAGUGGCUUAGUGUUCUCUCAACUUAAGGAUUAUGUAACAUGCACACAAAGUUAUAAUGUAAUUGAAAUCUGUGUAGAGGAGAGAGCCAUGGGGAGGUUAACAAGAAGUAGACUUACAAGUUUGCAUUGUCUGUCUUUCUAAUAACCUAUCAUUAUUAUUAUACAUAUUGUAAUAAAUAUUAUUUUAAGUGCUAUUUUUGUUAAAUUUCAGAAUAGAGAUUUAGUAUAAAGAUUUUUUUUGGUAAAUAUUGUUUUAUUUAGUAUAACAUGGAUUUCUUUUUAUUGUAAACAGUGUUUAAAUGUUUAUUGUUUUUAUUAUGUUCAGUUGAUAUUAAUUAUAAAAGCACUUGUGAGUUUUUGUUAAUAUUUUAUGCCAUGUGUUCUCUGUGUGGUUAGAUGUUUGUGUGUGUGUUUGUAUGUAAAUAAUUAUAUUUCUUAAUACAGGUCAACAUUUUACUUUGUUAAAAUAUGAAGUGUUUCUUUGUGAUCUUAAAGUAAUGUACAUGGCAAUUUUAUAGACCCCUAUAAUAAAAAAGUAAAAAUGG